AUGGUGGUCUCACAACUGGGUGUCAUUGCCAUUGCUCUCUCUCUCUCCGUUUCUGUGCAUCCCUCUUCCGAUCGCGGCGCGUUCGACAUGGAGCGUGAAGCAAGGUGGUAUUUUGUGUGUUUCAGCGCCCUAAUUUGCCUCCCGCAGCUUCUUGUGUUUUCGGGUUUCGCGUUGUCGAGAAUACAGGAGCAUUUGCGUGCAUGUCUUGCCAAAGUGUCCUUGGUGUUUGGUUACACACUCGCCUCCCUCUCCUCCUCCUUCAUCUCCUUUUCUCAACCGUUCUCCGAGGCCCGCUUGACGCAAAAGACCCUUCUCUCCCUCUCCGCACACCCUCCCAUGGCCCAGUUUCAUCCGCUGCUUCUCUUCUUUUUUGCUGCUGGACCACGCAUCGGCGCUCAGGUGGAGGUGCGCUUCACAUACCCGAAGCGCACACACUCACACACGCGCGCGUGGAAAGAAGAGUGA
This is a messenger RNA of Leishmania major strain Friedlin, 465 nucleotides long. RefSeq lists its product as hypothetical. The coding region runs from base 1 to 465 and encodes 154 amino acids. The transcript has a single exon. The record is from RefSeq and is a predicted model, not a curated record. Lineage: Eukaryota; Euglenozoa; Kinetoplastea; Trypanosomatida; Trypanosomatidae.